AUGACAGCCUGGGGUUACUCUGAUGUGCUGCCUCUUUCCAAGCUCCAAGAAAAAGGGUUUCUGAUGAAGAACAAACUAAUCUUCAAAAUCAACAUCAAAGUCAUUGAAGUUGUUCAUCAAGGAGAGUCAACUGAGGAUGAUAUGUUAGAUUACAAUGGUUUUCAGAUCCUUGCUUCUCACUGUGCACAACUAUACAAGUGUGACCUACUAAAAUUAAAUUUCCGUCCAGAGAACCAAGCGGCCAAAACAAAGUACAUGAAUCUCCUCCGCAUCGUCGAAACACUGAGCAAGACUCCACAGAGCUUGUCUUUGACUGAACUAUGCAAUGCUCAAAGCGAGCUGGCUGCACUGGAGGAAGCAGGCUACAAGCACGACUGGCUAGAUUCUAAAAUUGAGGAACUAUCCGUGGAGUGCAAGAAAGCAACACUUUCUGAUGGAUCUAGGGUCCGACAACUCGAGGAUGUGGUCAAGAAUGUGGAACUGACUCUGUUGGAUCUCAAAGCUGAACUGGACAAGGAAAAGGUUAAAUCUGCUGCAACUGCUGCUAAAGUAUCUUCGUUUCAGUUUAUAGAUCUUCUUAUAAAGAGGUUAUUUCUCUCUUGCUUCUCUAUCUCAAAAUACUAG
Messenger RNA from Eruca vesicaria subsp. sativa (arugula), 624 nucleotides. NCBI's taxonomy places the organism in Eukaryota, Viridiplantae, Streptophyta, Magnoliopsida, Brassicales, Brassicaceae. The record is from the annotation of a GenBank genome assembly.